UUAGGAUUGGCGUGUAAUUGAACGGCGCCAGUUUUGAUGCGGACCGCUUUGUGUUCGCGGUAACUCCGCUUCUGCGCAACGUCCGAUCGGGGAAGAUCGAGAGUUGACGGAGUAAUUCUCAGAUCCUGAUGAACCCCCACCCCCCAUACGCGCACGCCUCUUCUCGUUCCUGCCUCGGCUUCUGACACCUUCCCCUAAAACUGCUCGGAUCUCAUGUGAACCGUGGGGAGAGGCCUUUGGCCUCGGGCCCGCGGCGGGGGUCUUUGUCUGGAUGUGGGCCUCGCCUGAGGAACCGUGUUUGCUGAACUUCAGAGUCCACGGUCCCGAGAGUUGGAUAUUACAGCUGCCUUACGAUGCAAGUUUGUUAUGCUCUUCACGCUUACGGAUGUCGAGGAUCGUUUUCUCCUAAGGCUUCAUACAUUCAAGAACAUUUAAAAACAAAUAAUGAAAAAAUUGUAUGAAAAUUCCAGAUUCUGAAGCAAACUACAACGUGUGUUAAAUCACCUAACUCGGCUAAUGUUUUCUCCUGAUCAAGAAAAUCUUUCUUCAUCCACAAAAGCACCCAUUAAAUAUGGCGAAAUCAUUGUGUUAGGGUACAAUGGAUCUCUGCCAAAUGGAGACAGAGGACGAAGAAAAAGCAGAUUUGCUUUAUUCAAAAGACCAAAACCAAAUGGUGUGAAACCAAGCACAGUGCAUGUCACCUGUACACCUCAAGCAGAGAAAGCAAUAAGCAACAAGGACCAACACAGUAUUUCAUAUACACUGUCUCGAGCUCAGACGGUGGUGGUGGAAUAUACACAUGACAACAAUACAGAUAUGUUUCAGAUUGGCCGAUCAACUGAAAGUCCGAUUGAUUUUGUGGUGACUGACACUGUACCAGGAAGUCAGAGUAAUGCUGAUACUCAGUCUGCUCAAAGUACCAUAUCCAGAUUCGCAUGUCGUAUUAUAUGUGAAAGGAGUCUUCCCUACACUGCUAGGAUAUUUGCAGCUGGAUUUGACUCAUUUAAGAAUAUAUUCCUCGGAGAGAAGGCUGCUAAAUGGAAAACUUCUGAUGCUCAGAUGGAUGGCUUAACCACAAAUGGUGUACUUGUGAUGCAUCCGCGGCUUGGAUUUACUGAAGAUUCCAAACCAGGAGUCUGGAGGGAGAUAUCAGUUUGUGGCAAUGUCUUUACUCUGAGAGAAACAAGAUCGGCACAGCAACGAGGAAGAAUGGUUGAAAAUGAAACCAACGUUCUGCAGGAUGGCUCUUUAAUAGAUCUCUGUGGAGCAACACUGCUUUGGCGCACUGCAGAAGGACUUGCACACACUCCUACAGUUAAGCACCUAGAAGCCCUUCGCCAGGAGAUAAAUGCAGCCAGACCACAGUGCCCAGUUGGAUUUAACACACUUGCUUUCCCCAGUAUGAAAAGGAAAGAUGUCGAUGAGAAGCAACCAUGGGUGUAUCUUAAUUGCGGACAUGUACAUGGUUAUCACAACUGGGGAAACAAGGAUGAGAGGGAUGGAAAAGAGAGAGAAUGCCCCAUGUGUCGUUCACUAGGCCCAUAUGUUCCUCUCUGGUUAGGGAGUGAGGCUGGAUUUUAUGUUGAUGCAGGACCUCCAACCCAUGCGUUCAGCCCUUGUGGACAUGUGUGCUCAGAAAAGACUACCACCUACUGGUCCCAAAUUCCCCUUCCUCAUGGCACUCACACUUUCCAUGCAGCCUGUCCUUUCUGCUCUACUCAGCUCACAGGGGAACAAGGAUAUGUUCGACUUAUUUUCCAGGGACCUCUUGAUUAAGGACGUGAUUUUAUUAACUGGUUGGUAAACUGAUAGUAGAAAGACAUUUGAUAACUUUCAGAAUUAUAAGCUAGUUUUCUAUAUUGAAUUCCAUGGGUUUUGGAUUUUGUCUGUUCUGGGACAUAACCUGAAUAAUGUAGUCCUGUGAGGAAAGCAAACCUAUUUUUUUUUGUGUGAUGUUGCCUCUGAGACAGGUUUUUGAUAAGUUUUGCAUUUGUUAAAAGCAGGUAUUUUGAAAUACAAACUUUCUUGCCCAAAUAUUUAAAAAAAACAACCUUAUGUUGGACCUGUUUGCAGUUACCAGGUACACAUUUUAAGUUUUAUGCUUAAAGAUGAAAAACAAUUUCAGAUGAUUAAUCCUAACUUGUAACGAGGUAAAUAAGUCUAAUGCAAUUUGACCUACUGCAACUACUACAUCUAAUAGGAUUUUAUGAUUCAGUGGAGUUUAACUUGUUUCAACACUAUUUGCAGAAAACUUUGAAUAUUGCUCAAGCAUUGAAACUGUCUUGCAGUGCUCAUUCUGGUCCUGUAUGAAGGAGUCAGUAGUUUGUCUCCUGUAGGAUAACUAUUUCUGAAGAAUAUUGACAGGUUUCAAUUGCAGGUAACAUCAGAAGGAUUAUAUCAGUUGAGUAGAAAUGAGCUCACAAUAAAUAGAGUUUCACUCAGACCUGAGUGUGUUAUUGCUAAAUGUCAAUAGGCUCCAAGUAAGAAAAGAUAGAAAUUGGGCACAUCAAAUAUUUUGUAUUUCUUUAUCACAAAAUAAUAUGCCACUUCAGUUCCACAGCAUAAAAGUAGUUCUUUGCAUUUAACUACAUUGAACAUUUUGGAACAGGAAAGCCCUUGUGCCAAAAUAAUUUCUGGUGUACUACUAACGUGAUAAAGAUGCAUCACUGUUUUACAAAAUGUACACCAUCUUGAAUAUAAUUUAAUUGUUUACACAAGUUCACUUGCUAAACUCCUGUUUCUCUCCAGUAAUUGAGGAUGUGUAAAACUGGCUUAUUUUGCUGUAUAGCAGCUUAAGUUCUGUAGGAUCUUUUGUACUAAAUUAUUGCCUGUAAUGUAUGUAGCUUUGGAUGUUUGUAGGGGUUACUUAGCAUAUGUGGAAUGCUAACCUUUAAAACCUAUUAAGUCUUGAUUUUUGUGAAGUAAUAUUAAAUAGCAAUGUGCAAAACUGCUCUUUGAUUUUUGGUCAUCUAAAUUGUACCCUGAGCAAUGAUUUCUUGUCCCUUUAAAUUUAGUUUAUUGUAUAUAAUCUUGAACUAUUUUAUUACAAAAGGAUCUGGAAAACAAAUUAGAUAUUGGUAUUAACAAACUAAAUACUUUUGUAAUAGAGAGGGUUUGCUGAGUGAGGAAGUAAAAUUGAUCUGAUUUGUUUUAAUAUUUUUCAUUCUGACAUCCACUUCCCCAUACAUCUCCAAUUGCACCAAGGGUAAAAAAACAGGAUAACUGUAAAUGUGGCUACGGUGUGCUGGUAUUACAACAUUUUAUGGCUCUGACUGUAUUGCUGACAGUGCAUUAAACUCUCAGGAUUUAAAACAGUGAUUUAUUACCAUUUCACGAAUUCUUUUUGAGCAGAUAUUUGGAUGGUGUUUUUUUUCCCUGUUUCAUAAAAAUGAAUUAAAAAAGAAACUUACAAUCGUGUUUAUUUGUUCCAUUGGAAAAUAAAACUUUAUUGGAUUUGGCACUACUUUUGGCUGCACCUGCUGUCUUGAACGUCCAUCUAUAUUCAGCAAAGCAGAGUUAUUUUGCAUUUAGAAUUAAUUAAACCACUGGAUCUGUCUGAAUGGCUUCUUUGAGAUAGCAAAAAUCGGCUUGCAAGUUGUUCUAAGCUGCUUAAGUGAACCUUGAAGUUUAAUGUAGCAAUUUUGUUCGGUACAAAUACAUGGUUCUGUAAGAAUGCAAUAGAAAAGGUUAAACUUUGGAACAAGAUAACCCGUAUCAAUUCUUGCGUCUUGGCUGCUAAAUUGAAACCAUGGGACCUGACCAUCUCCACUUUGAGGCAGGGAGGUUGUCUGAAUACAGCAGGGGUGUUUUGUAGGCAGGUGUCAACAAAUGUAGUGGAAUCUUGUGUAAUAGUCUGACGGGCUGUGCUUGAUGGAGAAUUUUAGUUGUAGAUGAAUAUCCUUUUGCCAUCCACGUUUACAUGAUGUCACCCUGUUAGAACAAAGGAGAAGCUGUCUCAACUUUGUACUCUGCUCUUUAUGCCUUUGUACACUUUUCAAAAGAGAAUGAAGAUAGUACUGAGUUCAAAUGUUGUAAAAUUUCUGAAGUGCUAAGUAAUUGCUGAGAGAUAUCUGGGCUGUUUAUUUGCCAUUCAUUUUCAUGGCUGUACUAAGGCAUUGGUAAUGGCUGAAUAUUUUGCAAGAUUUUCUGUAGUGACAUUAGAAAUAAGUUAGGUUUCAUACCACCAAAUAUGGAACUUCCAUUUAGCCAAAAUCUUUGUGGGUUUGGUAAUUUUUACUUCAUUCACUAGAAUAUUUGCUCUUCCACAUCACUAUGCACAACUUAAUGUGCCUUGAUUGGGGACAGUAAUUUGCAUAUAUUUCCUUGAAGCUAGCACACAACUGAUUGUUCAAGAUAUGGUUCCAACAUUAAAACUAAAAGUAGAAUUUGGUAACUCUUCCAAAUAUUUUGCCUAAAAUUGUGAAUCUGAUCUCUUUCAUUCUUUCCUUUACUACCCUUCCACUCUGACCAAAGCAACAUUUUUAUAAAUCCUUUAAUGCAAUAUUGUUGUCAUUCAUUAUUUAAGAUUAGGUUAAAACUGUGAUGCGCUGCUCUUGAAUUUGUGAUCUUAAAACUACUUCACAUAAUCUCUGCAUGUGUGCUUGAAUCUUUAUUUUGCUAUAUUGGUAAAAACCUGGAGUUGUUUUUCAAUUUUUGCAUAUUGGUUAUCUGCUAAAUCAGUCCAAUGAAGGUGAACAUGCUGGAUGUAUCACAGCUCAAAAGCAACUCCUAGAGGUGGCACUUGCAAUCCUUUUGAUACCAAGAAUAAUAGCUCCAAGCCAGCAGAAGAAAGCAAUUCCAAAUUAUGAGCAGGUUUGACAGGGUACAAAGAGUAAGUGGGAUCCAGAAAAUAUUAGAGGUGGAAAGCAGAGAUUUGUCUGAUGUUUCUCAAGUCAAUGUUCUCUGCAGUCACUCUAAAUUCAAAGUAACUGCUGAAGAAAAGUGGAGAACCUGUUCGAAGACUGCCUGUUCUUGCCUAAAAUUCCAAAAUUCAUGUGGAUGUUUGUGCUGUUUGGGGAUAGUAAAGUAAAAGUACAUAUACCUGUAUUGUGUGUAAGAUGUUUUUUUAUUAAAAUGAAUGCUUAUGGUUAAAUCGGUGUCAUUAUUGCAACAGCUGUGUCUCUGCUAACUGAGCCACUCAUCAAUUUCUAUUGUAAUAUUGCCUGAGUGUUCCAUUCAGCAGAACACUCGGGCAAUACUAUGUCUCACCCCUUAAAGAUCCAAAGCAUUAAUGAAUGCAUUCUAGCAAAAUACAUCUGACCUGACUUGAGUAAGGAUGAAUCCAUUGCUGUAGUUGUAAUGGCAAAAGAGAGACUUCAUAUUCCACCAAGUCUUGCCCCCUUUUCUGUUCUUUAAAGAUUUUGGGUGGAAUGGAAGUUGCCAGUAUAAUGUUACAUUACAUAGAAAGUCAAUUGUGUGUUUGUGUAAAUUUAAAGAAACUUAAAAUAGCAUAAAGAUUUUAGAGUGGGCGUAGUUGUGUGGUUUCCAAAGAACAAGGAAACCCGACUCCAUACACUUUGUUUCAGAUAUUUGUGCAUUUAAUUAAAAGAUGGACUUCAUUAAAAUGGACAGUGCUAUAAAUCAACUGUUCAAAACUUGUACUAAUCUAUUACGUUUAGGGAUUUUUUAAUUUGAAAUUUUUAUUGUAUAUGGAGUAUACCAGUGGCUUUUUACUGGAAAUGAGUUUCAAAUAACUUGAAAGACAUUUGACUAGACAAAACCUUAUAAAAUUAUAUUUGGCCUAAUACUGGUUAUUUUGGGAUUUUCGUAAACUUGAGCUGAAAUAGAUCCAUUUCAAAAGACAGCAUUUGAACAAAUCUACAUUUGCAGAUGUUUGAUAAAACUUAUGAAUACAAAGACUAGUGUUAUUUCACUGAUUUAAAUAAAGACCAAUUGGUAGAAAUAAAUGCUACUCUCUCAUUUCACUGAUUUGGUGAAAAUGAUCUUAUUUGUAAAUUGAGGAUGAUUUGCUCAAAAAGAGAUGACAAUGGAGGUCUAUAGAGGGAACCAAAAUCUGCAGAGAUGGGGGGAAAAGCAUCAUGUACAUCUUGAAUAACAUUGGUGUGGGUGGGUCUGGACGAAGGAUAAAUAUUUGAAUUUUUGAACAAGCAGUAUACGAGAGAAAAGGAAAUAAGUGAAAUUAAGUGAAUUUGGUAAAAUGAUGGGCAGCUUUCAUUUAAGUGUUAGUGCACCAAACAAGAUGCAGUCAAGCACUGUUGACACAUUUUCAAACUCCUACUUCAAUUGACUAUUGAGGUAAUUGAUCUUUUAGUGGUGUUAUGUGCCCCAUGUGUUCUUCAUCUUUUGUGGAUUUCUAACUCAGUAGAAAGUGAUAUUAUUUGUAAGGAGAUGUGGAAAGAGUUGAUAUCUAAACCCACUGGAAAUCUUUACCCUUGAGAACAGAGUUAGUUAUCCUGUUUUAUACUGCAGGUUUGGGAGCACUUGGUCGUAAUGGUCCAUCCUAGACCUAAAAUCAUUGAGCAGGGCAUUGCAUGUGACAACAAUGCAAUGUAACAUACAAGAACAGCUGUGAAAGUACAUUUUACUGAUGGCUUAGUAAUGCCUAAAUGCUAGUAUUUUAAAAGCUAGCAUGUGAAAAUAGCCUAUGUAAAUAUACCCCAAGCUUGCAGUAAGUUUUCAGUUGAAAUUAAGAUGCAUGCCCACCAUUAGCAUAGUCAACAUUUCUGUUAAUUUGUAAGAGCUGUAGAAUUUCCUAAUUAUCUGUUGGCCUGUGAUCUAACUAAUGCAUAACAAGAUGGAUGGCAUUUUAAAAUAUGAAAUCUUUGUCGAUGAGUCUGUAUUACUCUAUGUAAUAGUCAUGGUCACUGAAAAUAACUGGUUUGUCUUCCUUUGUAAAAAAAAAUAAA
Molecule: messenger RNA, 6866 nt
Organism: Pristis pectinata (smalltooth sawfish)
Lineage: Eukaryota; Metazoa; Chordata; Chondrichthyes; Rhinopristiformes; Pristidae
Gene: peli1b
Product: pellino E3 ubiquitin protein ligase 1b
Exons: 7
Coding region: 517-1776 (419 amino acids)
Biological process (GO): protein K48-linked ubiquitination; regulation of Toll signaling pathway
Molecular function (GO): protein binding; ubiquitin protein ligase activity
Source: RefSeq, a predicted model, not a curated record